Molecule: messenger RNA, 1386 nt
Organism: Fraxinus pennsylvanica
Lineage: Eukaryota; Viridiplantae; Streptophyta; Magnoliopsida; Lamiales; Oleaceae
Source: the annotation of a GenBank genome assembly
AUGGUUUCGACCAGUAAAAUCAAAUCCGUUGAUUUCUACAGGAAAAUUCCCAGAGACCUGACCGAGGCAUCAUUGUCAGGUGCUGGGCUGUCACUUAUAGCAGCCUUUUCUAUGAUCUUUCUAUUUGGAAUGGAAUUAAAUGAUUAUUUGAGGGUGAACACCUCUACCUCGAUUGUAGUUGACAAUAGUUCUGAUGGAGACUUCUUACGAAUUGAUUUCAAUAUUAGUUUUCCAGCAUUGUCCUGUGAAUUUGCAUCCAUCGAUGUCAGUGACGUCUUGGGAACGAAUAGGUUGAAUAUAACUAAAACUGUUCGUAAGUAUUCAAUAGAUUCAAAUUUAAAGACAACUGGCUCUGAGUUUGAGUCAGGACCAAUUACAAAGGCAAUUAAGCACGAUGAGGAAUAUGAUGAGGAAUAUGGUGAAGGUUCUGUUACACUGAAUACACACAAUUUUGAUAGAAUCGCACACCAGCAUGCAAUUUUGGUAGUAAAUUUCUAUGCUCCUUGGUGCUAUUGGAGCAACCGCCUGAAACCUUCAUGGGAAAAAGCAGCCAAAAUUAUGAUGGAAAGGUAUGACCCGGAAAUGGAUGGGCGCAUUCUUCUGGGGAAGGUUGAUUGCACUGAAGAAAUUGAACUGUGUAAAAGAGACAAUCAUGGCCAUCAUGAUCAUGAAUCGUAUUAUGGGGACCGAGAUACGGAUAGCCUAGUCAAGACAAUGGAGAAUUUGGUUGCACCUAUUUCAUUGGCAUCGCAAGAGGUUGCUUCGGACAGUCAGCCUAACAAGACUGAUGAUGCAAAAAGACCUGCACCAUUAACAGGAGGAUGUAGAAUCGAGGGUUUUGUUCGUGUGAAGAAGGUUCCUGGGAACCUAAUCAUAUCAGCUCGCUCAGCUGCCCAUUCCUUUGAUGCUUCUCAAAUGAAUAUGUCACAUAUAAUUUCCCAAUUUUCUUUCGGUAAAAGGUUCUCUUCAAGGAUGAUGAGUAAUAUGAAGAGAUUGCUGCCAUACCUUGGCAGAAGCCAUGGCAGGUUGAAUGGAAUGUCAUACAUCAGUAAUCCAAGUGAUUCCAGUGCAAAUGUUACUAUCGAGCAUUAUCUUCAAAUUGUAAAAACAGAAGUGAUGACAAGAUUUUCUAAAUUUGCUGAGGAGUACGAGUACACAGCUCACAGUAGUUUGGUUCACAGUCUUCAUGUUCCUGUUGCAAAAUUUCAUUUUGAUCUAUCUCCAAUGCAGGUUUUGAUAACAGAAAAUUCGAAGUCCUUUUCACACUUCAUUACCAAUGUUUGUGCCAUUAUUGGAGGUGUUUUUACGGUCGUUGGGAUUAUGGAUUCAAUUCUGCACAACACUAUGAGAAUGAUCAAGAAAGUUGAACUGGGAAAAAACUUUUGA